AUGGAGGCCUUGUACGGUGACCUAGAGAAUUAUAACGAAGUCAACAUCGUUGAAGAGCUUCGUACUGAGAACAGAGAUUUAAAAUUGAAGCUUGAAGAAUAUGAAACAGCUAUUGGGAAACUUCAGAAAAGCUUAUUACAGGAUUAUGAUAAACUAGUCCUGGAGUUCAACAAUCUACAAACCAAUUAUUCAUCUCUCUUGAAAACAGCCAGAGCAGAAGUGGAGAGAAAAGCCCAGAUGAUCACUCAACUUAACGUUGAGAAAGAUAUGAUGAUAUUAAAGACAUUACAAAAUCCAAAUAAUAGAAGGUUUCAGAAGAAGUUACAAAACAAUACUCAAUACCAAAAGAAGACAACUAGUGGUGAAACUGAUAAAGCUAAUGUUAGUAAAAAUACAAAACCUGAAAACAAUGUUAUUAUUGAAAGUAUAAAUAAGGAUGAGGUAAAAGAAAAUGUGGAAGUGGAAAAUCCAAAGACAAGUGCAAAUAGCAUUAAAAUUAGAAGAAAGUCUAUGCUAUCUUCUAGUAUGCUACAUCUUACUACAAACGAAAACCAAGAAUCAGAUCAACCUAGAAAUCAAAAACUCAAAGAUACACUACCAAAAGAAAUUUGUGGGACAAGCGAUUUUAACGAAAGAUUAACAAGAAUUACUAAUAAAGGAAUUAGUAACAAAGAAGCGGACACCGUGAGCCUGAGUGGUAGGAGCUCAAAUUACCAGGAAUUGACUAGAGAUAGUAACAGAAGCGCAACUAGCAAGCAUUUUGACUGUGAGCCAUUCAAGAGCGAUAGGAUUAGAAUAUCUGACAGAAUUACUGAAAACACAACUGACAAGAUUAGAGAGAACUACAAAAACAGAAAAGAUGACAAACUCCUAGACAUUAGACGACAUAGGGAAGGCGACAAGUAUAGUGAUGGAAAUAAAUUUCAAGAGGGUGACAAAUGCAGAGAGGAUAAUAAAUUUAGAGACAGUUUAAAAUAUACAGACGAUGAUAAGUUUAGAGAGGGUGAAAAAUUCAGAGAAAGCGAAUCACUUAGAGAAAGUGAACAAUUAAAUGAUCAUGAAAAAUAUGGCGAAAGUGAGAGUAAAACUAGACAAAGCUAUAAGUAUAGGAUGGGAGACAAGUCUAGAGAAAGUGACAGGUACAAAGAGAGUGAAAGGCAUAGGGAGAGUGACAGGUACAGAGAGAGUGACAGGUACAGAGAGAGUGACAGGUACAGAGAGAGUGACAGGUACAGAGAGAGUGACAGGUACAGAGAUAGUGACAGGUAUAGAGAGACAGACAGGUACAGAGACAGUGACAGUUAUAGAAUGAUUGACAAGAGUGACAAGUUCAAGGAAGAUGCGAAAUUUUUGCAUUCCGACAAAUUGAAGAAUAGAGAUAAAUUUGACCCAUCCUACAGAUACAAAAGACACUAUAGUCCAGACAGGCCUUACAAAAGACAUUAUAGAGAGUGUCAAGAUGAUUAUAAGCAAGAAUAUGGACGACACAGAGUAUUAGGAAGUUCUACCCCUGAAUCACACAGUCUCUCUCAUGCAAGAAGUUAUGACAAACAAUUAUUUAAUGAAGGCCAAAGGCACAAAAGUGAGAACUACAAACACCCCCAUGAAUCAACUCAUGGAGAAAGACUAUCAUCAUCUGAUAACCAAGAUGAGCCAUGUAAGAAGCGAAAAAAAAUUGAAUUCGAAAUACAUGUCGUUGGGAAUAGACAACGUCACGAAAGGGAACCAUUUAUAAAACCAUCCUGUUCUGUGGAUUAUGACAUGCUGGCUGCUUCUUGUCAAUCUCCGGAUGCGGUAUUCUCACCAGAUUCGUACACGGAUACACAAACCGCACAUACUAUUAAAGAGAUUAAGAACACAGCAACAACACCUUUAGAAGAUCCACGUAUAAGCAGUAAAAGAUAUGUCUUAAAAACUGAAAAUGGAACAACCACUCUGUCUACAGCAGCAAGCAAAUGUAUUGAUAUAAAACCGGUUGAUAAGUCAUUGUGGAACAUAAAAUCUGUUGCUAUGCCCGACGCUUUAUUGAAAGAACCACAGUCGUACAUUGCAGAAGAAUGUAUCAAAGAAAUAUAUAUGGAUAUCGAUAAUCCGGAAUCCAAUGUGUCAGUAGAAACAGGUGAAAUAGUUGAAGAUACAAUUUCUUCAUGUGGUGACCAAGAUAAAGACUCUGAAAAAUGUUUAGAAAUCCAUGAUAUAAAUAAAAUUGCUGCUGAUGUGGUUUCUACUUUAAAAAGCAGGCCCGAAAAUGUUCAAAAGAUUACUCCCAUUCUUGAUGAAAUACCAAUUAAUCAACAAGUGAAGGAAGUGUUAGAUGUUGCCAAAGAUUUGCCUAAAAUUAUUUGUGAUGAAAACCUUACCAAAAAGAUCGUAAAAGAUAACCAAUACUUAGCUACUUUACAGUCAAGUCUACCACAAUUUGAUGAACAUGAAACCUCUGCACCUGAUAUUGAGAAGUCAAAAAAUGGAAGUGAUCGACUUAAUAAAAUAUCGUCAUCUGAAAUGGCGAUGGUUCAAGAUGAUUUAGAGUUAAGCGAUGAAACAAGUGAUAAUUUGGAUUAUCACAAACAUACAGUAAUAGAAAAAGAGAUAUUGCGCCAAGAACAAUCUACUUUAGCAAGUAAAAAGGAUAAUGAUUUAAAUAAUGAAUCAAAGUAUAGUUUCAAAAUAACACCUGAAGCUAAUGUUGAAAUUGUUAGUAUCACGCCUCAUGAAAACUUGAAGGAAUGCGAUGGGUAUAAAAAACAGAAAAGUAAAAAAAGAAAAACGAAAUCUAAAGAAAAAGAUGUGGAUGAAAAGAAUGAUGAAAUUCACGUCACUGAAAAGAAGAUAAAAUCUAAAAAAGAUAAAGAAUUUAAGCCUAAGCAAAUAAGGAAUAAGUUCACAGAUCUUUUCGGCGAUAGUAGUAGUUUAAUAACUCCCGCAGACUUAGGAAUCCCUUCAGAUUGUGUACCACUUUGUGAAGACGCUCAAGAUGCUGUUGAUAUAAAUAUAAAAGAAGUAGUUGCACCACAGUCCUGCGCAAAUAACUUAAUACUUAACGAAACCAUACCUAAAAACAACACCAAUAUAAAUGAUAAAGAAAUCGCGAAAAGCGUUGAAGAUCAUGAUGCGAGCUCAAGCUCGAAUCUACAUUCGAAUGUAGAUGCGAAAAUUAUUUACCAAAACCUAAAUGCCGAAGUGGAUUUAAACAAACCAGACAUUGUCAAAACAGUUAUUAUUUCAUCAGGCGUCCAACCUCAAUUUAUAGUAGAAAGUGAAGAAGAUGCCACACAAAACCGUGGUAAAAACGUAGACUUAAAUAAACAAAACAGUGUUAAUUUUCAUCAAGUAGCAUCUGACACAGAGUUUAAAAAACAAACUGCUCUUAAAGCUUUGGCUACAUCUACACCCCACAAAGAAUUGCCAAUUAACAAUACAAUGGAACCUGAAUGUGUAAAUAUUCCUAGUGAUAGUAAGAGCGGAAGUAUAGAUACAAAUAAGCUGGUAGACAACAAGUCCAAUAUAAAUACUCAAGAUUCACUUGAUGCACCUGAUGUACGUAUAUUUGUAAGAAGACGAAAAAAAGCUGUCAAAAAACCUUAG
Arctia plantaginis is the source of this 3585-nucleotide messenger RNA. Lineage: Eukaryota; Metazoa; Arthropoda; Insecta; Lepidoptera; Erebidae. The record is from the annotation of a GenBank genome assembly.